GGAUUCCUCGGACAAUUCCGCCAUAUCGGCGAUCGUCUCUCGGGUGUAUUUGGUGGAAGGAUAUGUCUAACGCCUCUAGGCGGAAGAUAUUACAUCGAAAAUAUAGUUCUCACAACAACAACAAUGGCGUCGUUUGAACAUUGCGUGAAAGUGUCAUUGACGAAAUUGAAAGCUAACAUUGAGCUUAAGCAGCAACAGCUAGAUGUUCUUCAAGCUGUGUUCGAUGGAAAAGACACAAUAGCAGUCCUACCAACUGGUUUUGGUAAAAGUUUGCUGUUCCAGAUGCUCCCAUAUUUGAUGGCAGAGAAGUUCGGAAAGUCAAAGCCUAUGAUAGUUAUUGUCAUUGCACCAAUCAAUGCAAUAAUGGAAGAACAGGUGCGGGAGUUGCGUGCCAAAGGGAUCAUGGCAUGUUCCUUAUCAUACAGUGGUUCUGGAGCGACAACUUUUGAUGCUGAAGAAGACAUGGAAGACACGGAUUGCGAUGACAAGGUGAUUCUUCCUAAAGAAGUCACAAUGAAGGAACUGAUGGAUGGAAAAUACCACAUCAUCUAUACACACCCAGAGUGUUUGUUCCAAAGCAAAGCCAUUGCCAAGAUGAUCAGAUCAAAGAAUUACCAAGAGCACCUUUGCGGCAUUGUUAUUGAUGAGGUCCACAUGAUAUUGGAAUGGGGACCAGAAUUUAGACCUAAAUUUGAAAGGUUGGGAGAAUUGACCUGCCUACACCCACAGAUUGCCCAUGUGGCCCUAACAGCAACAGCUAAACCAGAAAGUAUUAAUACCCUAGCACAGUCGCUAAUGUAUAAAAAUGUUACUGUUGUUGCUGUUAAUCCAGACCGGCCAAACAUCUUCAUUGAUGUAAGGAAUAGACCUCCAAAUAUUAGGAAAGUGGAGAAAUAUAAUUCCUUUAUUGAACCUUUAGCUCAUGAACUGGACAAUAAAAUGGAAAAAUUCCCAUUAACAAUAGCUUAUAUUGAAAAUCUUGAGGCGCUGGGCUAUUGUUAUCAAGUAUUGAACAGUACAUUAAAGGAAAAACAGUAUAAUGGUAAAGAGCACAUACCCGAAAAUCGAUUGUUUGCGCAAUUUCAUACUGAUUACACAGCAGACAUGAAAAAGCAUAUUAUUACAGACCUGUGUAAAAGAACUCCAACCACACGCCUCAUUUUGGCAACAGUGGCCUUGGGAAUGGGGUUAAAUGCUCCUUCUGUUGAGAGAGUUAUGCAUAUGAGGCCUCCAGUUUGUCUUGAAAACUAUCUGCAAGAAAUAGGAAGGGCAGGCCGUACCGGACAACAGUCCUCAGCUGUGCUAUUUUUUAAUAAUAGUGAUAUUGCAUCUAAUAGAAAAGGAAUGACCAAAGAAAUGGUUGAUUUUUGUCAAAACACUGAAACAUGUCUUCGACUUCAGUUGGUGAAAUAUUUUGGGUUUGACAAUGUUUUGUAUAGUGGAACAAAAGAAAACUGUUGUAAGAAUUGUAGAGAAAAAUUCAAAGCAAAUUGAUAGUACUUUUUUUUUAAUCGUCACCAUUAUAGAUUGCAAACCUGAAUACAAUGCACUGACAGGCAUCUUCAUUAGCACUUUAUUCUACAUUUACAGAAAUUUCAAUCGAAGCAAAAUCCUGCGUUUUGAUGCAAGCAAAUUGCAAUUUCUCAUUUUUGACUCCAGCAAAACAAUAGCCUUGCAUCAUUUUGAGACAUUUGUUUUUCAUAAUCCAACUUUUUAAAAGUCAAGAAAUGAGAUGUAUGCUACAAAAAAUGCUUUUCACCAUGAUACAUAUAAAUAAGAUUUUACAAAAUAGUAAACACUCGUAAAGGAACAAAUUUCAAGAUACUUGAGUAUAUUGACCCCAAUCAUUUUCAUUUUGACCCCUGAAAUUUUGAAGCCUUGGGUCAUGUUGAGUGCUGGUUUUUUUUAAAUCUGUGAAAUCCCUGAAUUAUGGAGGCUUUUACCAUAUUCUUAUAUGGAUGUAAUUUAAAAAUUUCGGUAGAGGUUCACUAGAAAAUGUUUCAUGUCAAAUAUCUAUACUCAAGGUCUUUCACGGUUUUGAAGAAGACAUGUUUGAAGUGUUUACCAUAUACAUAUAUGGAAAAUGCAUUGGCCACCCCCAGGGCUGGACUAAUUUAUAAUUCGGGGCUUUUAUUUCAACAAUCUUCAUAGUGGUCUACUUGACAAAGUUUCAAGCCAAAAAUUUAUGCUCUUGACCUUGUGGUUUCAGAGAUAUCUUUUUUUCUUUAAACAUAUACGGAAAUUUUUACCCCUGAGCGGAGCUAAAUUUGACCCCAGUGGCAUAACAUUUGAACAAACAUGGUGGAGGUCUGCUAGACGAUGUUUGAUGGCAAAAUAUAAUUAAGUGGUUUUGGAGAUUCUUUUAGUUUUUACUUUAAACAAGUAAGUUUAAUACAUCAUUCCUUAGGGCGUGGCUUAUUUUGACCACUGUGCAUAAUUUGAACAACCUUGGUAGAGUUCCACUAGAAAUGUGCUCUUUACCAUUAUACUCUUGCCAAAUAUCUAUGCUCUAGACCUUGUGGUUUGAAAAAGCUUCAUACAUGUACCAGGAAUGUUCCUGUCUAGUUUUACCAAAUUGGCCUAAACGGUUUACGAGAUAAUGUGGGUAAAAUAAUUAUUGUUAUAACUUGAGAUUUGAAGCUUUUAAACCAUACUCUUCAACUACAUCUGACUAAAGAAAAAAGGCCUGUAAAACAAAAACUUUUUUGUCAGUCUUCCUUGUACAUGUCUGUGGAAACAAUCCACUUAUGGUAUUGUUUUGAAUUGGAUAUGUUUGGUGAAAAAAGUUCACUUCCAGUGCAAGCUGUUGUGAUAUAUCUGUGUCCUUUUUAUCAAUGAUUUGCCUUUUUUCUACAAAUCUCAGAAACACAGGUUAAGUUGAUGCUUGCUGCAAUGCUCCUUGCAUGACAAUAGACAAAUGAAUGCUUCAUGUUAAUAGUUGCAUACUUUUUGUACUUUGUCAUUCGAACAAAAAAUAUUAAUUAUAAUUUUCUGCCAUCUUUGGUAAUUUGUGCCAAUCAUAUAUCUUUUUAGCUCACCUGAUUGGUCAGAUGAGCUUUUGUGACCGGUCUUCGUCUGUCUUGCAUCUGUCCGUCGUCCACAUUUGGUUUGUGAACACUAUAGGUCACAUUUCAUGUCGGAUCUUCAUGAAACUUGGUUAGAAGAUUUGUCUUAAUGAUAUCUCGAUCAAGUUCGAAACUGGGUCAUGCUAGGUCAAAAACUAGGUCACUAGGUCAAAAAAAAGAAAACCCUUGUAAACACUGUUGAAGUCACAUUUCAUGACCAAUCUUCAUGUUACUUUGUCAAAAUGUUUGCCAUAAUGAUAUGUUGGUCGAGUUCAAAAGUGGUUCCGGUAUGUUGAAAAACAUGGCCGCCAGUGGGGCAGUAUUCCUUGUUUGGCUAUAGAGAAACCUUGUUAACACUCUAUAAGUCAUAAUUUUCGCCCAAUCAUCAUGAAAGUUGGUCAAAACAUUGGUUUUAUUGAUAUCUCGGACGAGUUCGAAAAUGGUCCAGAUCGGUGAACAAACAAGGCCGCCAUUGGGCGGGGCAUUUAUCUCUAUAUGUAUAUAGUGAAACAUGUGAACACUCUAGAAAGAGUCACCUUUUUGGCCCAAUUUUCAUGAAAUUUGGUCAAAAAAUUUCUUUCCUUGAUAUGAGGGUUGAGUUCGAAAAUGGUUCCGGUCAGUUGAAUAACAUGGCUGCAGGGUGGGGGGGGCAGUUUUCUUAUAUUUAUAUAGGAAAACAAGCUUGUGAACACUCUCGAAAUCCCUUUUUUUGCCCAAUCAUCAUGAAACUUGGUACAAAAAUUGGUUUUAUAUAUAUCACAUAAUUAAUGCCAUAAUUAUUGCCCUUAGAUUGUCCAAAUUUUCAUUAUAUUAUACAAAAUCCUUGUUAACACUCUAGAGGUCACAAUUUUGUUUCAGAUUUUAUAAAUCUUGGUCAUAUUUAUUUUUGUAAGCAAAGUUUGAUGUUUGGUAAGUUGGGGGGGGGGGUCAACUCAAAAUAUAGGUCACCAGGUCAAAUCUUACAAAAACAUUCCAUAUGCCUGAGUUUUGGUUCAAUAAUGAUGAAACUUGACCAGGAUGUUUGUCUGGACAAUAUCUAGGUCAAGUUUGAGGUUUGGUAAAGAUUGAAUGAACCGGCUCCUCUCAGGUGAGCGAACUGGGGCCAUCUUGGCCCUCUUGUUAAGAGAAGACAGGAAACAAGAUACAAGGAUAUUCAAAUUGUUUUAUUGAGCAUAAAAUAUAAACCAUUGAAACCAAAAAAAUACGGACAUAGGUAUAUAUUCAUGUAUUCACUUGUGUAACUGUAAAAGUGUUAUCUUUCAUAAUUUGCAUGAGUUGUCAAGACCUAAAAUACAUUAUUUAUAUUAGUAACAUUUUAACUAAAUAAGUAUAUUUGUUCCAAUGAGAUAUAAAAACUGUUAAAAUCCAUCAUUAUAAUGUAUAUAAUUACAAAUUGUUAUGUAUAUAUAACAAUAUUACACCUCAGAGAUAAUGGUCCUUCUAUAUCUACAUGUAUAUAACCGGUUUCAGUCUGUAAAAUGCCAUAAUGAAACUUGAGAGUAUAUGGACCACUCAAUUUGCAUUAAAUUAACCAAAAAUAUAGAUAUAGAAGGACUAAUAU
Dreissena polymorpha is the source of this 4626-nucleotide messenger RNA. RefSeq names its product ATP-dependent DNA helicase Q1-like. Lineage: Eukaryota; Metazoa; Mollusca; Bivalvia; Myida; Dreissenidae. The record is from RefSeq and is a predicted model, not a curated record. The coding region runs from base 124 to 1494 and encodes 456 amino acids. The transcript is spliced from 5 exons. Gene Ontology annotation, biological process: double-strand break repair via homologous recombination; telomere maintenance. Gene Ontology annotation, molecular function: ATP binding; 3'-5' DNA helicase activity; four-way junction helicase activity. Gene Ontology annotation, cellular component: nucleoplasm; nucleus; chromosome.